Molecule: messenger RNA, 837 nt
Organism: Penicillium brevicompactum
Lineage: Eukaryota; Fungi; Ascomycota; Eurotiomycetes; Eurotiales; Aspergillaceae
Product: GPI anchored serine-threonine rich family protein
Exons: 4
Coding region: 1-837 (278 amino acids)
Source: RefSeq, a predicted model, not a curated record
AUGCGUUUCUCUCUCGCUCUCGCUCUGCCUCUGGCUCUCUCCGUUGCCGCCCUCAAGGUCACCGAACCCACCAAGGGUGAGGAGGUUGAUGUCUCCAAGUCGUUCACUGUGAAGUGGGACAGCGUCGACACCGAUGCCUCCACUGUCGACAUCGUCCUUGUCAACAACGCCAUCUACCCCUCCGUUGAGGAGAAGAUUGCCUCCGACAUCGACACCUCCAAGGGCUCCUACACUGCCUCCGGUCUCAAGGAUAUCGCCAAGGGUUCCGGCUUCCAGGUCAACCUGCUCUCCACCUCUGAGAAGAACACUGGCAUCCUCGCCCAGUCCCAGCAAUUCAACGUGACCGAGGCUGCUGAGAGCUCCUCUUCCGCUACUUCUACUGGUACAUCGUCCACUGUUUCUUCUUCUUCUGCUGCUUCUACCUCUGGUGUCUCUACUGGAUCUUCCACUGCUGGUUCCUCCACCACUGGUUCUUCCACCGAGGCUUCCACUACCGGUACUUCUUCCCUUCGUAUCCCCACCGGAUCCCUUUCUGGAACCCAUACUGGAACCCGCACUGGAAAUUCUACAAGCACAUCCACCAGCAAGCAUAGUACUAAUACAUCUUCCACAGUCACCAGCGUCGCCACUCUGACCGGCACCGCCGGCACCGCUACCGGCACCACCACCGGUACCUUCACCCAGACUGGUCUCGCUACCAGCGCCUCUGCUUCCGGCACUGCUAGCGGCUCCGCUUCCGCUUCCCCCACUCCCUCCACCGGUGCUGCUAUGUCUCUCAUUGCUCAGCCCAUCGCCUUCGUUGGUGCCAUCGCCGGUGCUCUCGCUCUUAACCUGUAA